Messenger RNA from Protopolystoma xenopodis, 1077 nucleotides. Lineage: Eukaryota; Metazoa; Platyhelminthes; Monogenea; Polystomatidea; Polystomatidae. The record is from the annotation of a GenBank genome assembly.
AUGCUAAAUGAAGUCACGAAGUUGAAAGAAAGACGACGAUUGCUCGCACGACGUGAAUGCAACCGUUGUCACCCGGUCUCCCAGGCUCGGAUACCGUGGAGCCAGUGUAGUCGCCUCGGCGACUCAGGCGGGACUCGGGCUCGUCAACGUGUCGGGCAUGGAAGUAGCGUGAAAGUGAGGCAAAAUAGUGCGCUCGUGAAUGGUUCUGCAUGCCGCCUCAGCUCGAUCUUGAAGGCUUGCAUGUCAGGCGGAGGGGCCGAGGCCCGAGGCCCGAGCCCACUCGCCUCGUCGUCCCGCCGGCAAGCCCUCGAGGGAAAGGCUCAGGCCGGUGACGCAACCGAGGAAGACGCACUGACAAGCCUGAACAGACUCGGACCCCAAGUCGACCGGGGGUCGUCGGCACCGUCGACUUGUCCGCGGGCCUCAAACCGAGCCUGCAUCCCCUCGUGCCCCCAGGUCUGGCUGCACAUCGAGAGCCAUCUUCCACCGGACUCCUCUCCCCCUACCCUCCCUCUCAUUGCAGAAGCAUACUUUCACGUCUUCUCGAGAUACUACUCAUACUCCACACCCUCCACACCCUCCCCACCGUCUUUGCACAACUCGACUGGCACACGGCGAAGUUAUCUGAUCCAAACGUCUCGCCAGGCAGAUUGGAGAGUUGACGUGUUUCGGCUCGAUUCAACUUCUCAUUCUGUCGCAAGAGAGAGAGAGAGUAGAGAAAGAGAGAGAGAGAUGCCUAAAGCUGCUGGCUCGUGUUGGCUUGUUCAAUCUCCACAGACAAUCCAUCUUUCCCAUUUCACAAGUCAAAAGUCAUGCAAAUGUCCGCGGUUACUUUUAACUCAUCUAAAAUAUGCUAAUUCCGAGAAAGCGUUUUGGUCGCACGCGUUUGAUACCGCUGUCGGCUGCCCCUUAGAGGCCCUGGACUUGUGCUACACUUGGCCAGAGGCUGUACCGACGGCUGCCUCCUCCCAACCCCUACCUGGGCAGGAGGCGCAAAUUCCGUGUUGCCGCCCAACCCGAAGUCUGAUUGCCUGCACACGAGGCCGGAGACAUAAGGGCCUUCAUCUCCGGAGAUGA